Gaeumannomyces tritici R3-111a-1 is the source of this 282-nucleotide messenger RNA. RefSeq lists its product as hypothetical. The record is from RefSeq and is a predicted model, not a curated record. The transcript is spliced from 2 exons. Bases 1 to 282 code for a protein of 93 amino acids. NCBI's taxonomy places the organism in Eukaryota, Fungi, Ascomycota, Sordariomycetes, Magnaporthales, Magnaporthaceae.
AUGCCGCCCAAUAUGGCUGGCAUGAUGCCGCAGCGCCGCCCGCAGAUGCCCCAGCAGGGCCAGUUGAGCCAGGUUGUGUAUUCCGCUCUCAUCGAGCAACCCCAGAUCCAACAUGGUUGGCAGGCCGGUGUUCAGAUUGCAGAUCGCCUCGGCAAGGUCACCACACUCGUCAGCAACGCCAUAUUGGCAAAUCCAGGCGUGGAUGGAACCAAGGCCGCGCAAUUUGGAAUCAACUUUGAGAAGAAGUUGUUCCAUGAAAUGCCAGACAAGGUGGGUGCAUAA